Paramuricea clavata is the source of this 504-nucleotide messenger RNA. NCBI's taxonomy places the organism in Eukaryota, Metazoa, Cnidaria, Anthozoa, Malacalcyonacea, Plexauridae. The record is from the annotation of a GenBank genome assembly.
AUGCUAGUUAGAAGUGAAUUGCCUAAAAGGUUUGAAUUAAUCAAACUGCUUGAAAGUUUACUUGUUCAUUCCAGUACCAUUCAUAGUACAUCUGAAUAUUCUGGCAGUUUGGAGUUAAUUGAUCUAAAACAGUACAGAAAUAAUGCCCUGGUGUACAUAAGUGAUGACACAUUCAGAUUUUUCAUGGAUCUUGAACAAUUUAGAGUUACCUUACUAUGUCAGUCUAAAUUAAAUAUAUUUAAGUCUGAUUUACUUAGCAUGGCCAUGUCAACUGUUAAGCAGAACAAAAAUCUUUACAAUCAAUGGAUAAACUUAUUUGAAGGAUAUGCUGUUAACAACUUGUUGGACGUUUUGUUUGGCAAAGUUGUCAACAAGUAUUUUCACAUGGGAUGUGGGCCGUUUCUAAAGGAUUUUAAAAGAGAUAAUAACAUUAAAAAACAGAGGCCCAUCGUAAGCGUGUUGUGGAAAAGAAGGCUGCGAAACAACAGAAGGAUGAAAAAAUAA